This is a messenger RNA of Pyricularia oryzae 70-15, 2563 nucleotides long. RefSeq lists its product as uncharacterized. The record is from RefSeq and is a predicted model, not a curated record. Gene Ontology annotation, biological process: small GTPase-mediated signal transduction. The transcript is spliced from 6 exons. Bases 293 to 2041 code for a protein of 582 amino acids. Gene Ontology annotation, molecular function: GTPase activity; GTP binding. Lineage: Eukaryota; Fungi; Ascomycota; Sordariomycetes; Magnaporthales; Pyriculariaceae.
ACCAUAUCAGGCCUGCCACUGAUACAAAGAAACAGACGCGUUUCUAAGAUCUCGCGGCUUGAUGCCUGCUUGUUUACAUCGCUACCUCCCCACCACGAGCCUUGUCAACUCAUGUCAAUGCAGAUUUUCCACGACUUCGAAAAGCAUAAAAUCAUUCACUUUCCUUCGGUUUAGGGGAUCUCGAUCUAUACUUUUACAGGUGGUUCAAAACCAAAGAAAAGUCUCCAGGGUUGACAUAUCAGAACAACGUCAAGGGUUCUUACCCGAAGGAGCCUAGCUUCUAUCGUCCAACAUGAUGGACCUAGACUGGCCUAUGGACGCGUUUCUGCGUCCCAACCAUCCGGAACGUUCACAGUCAAUAGGAUCAACAACUCCUGAUGGACCAUUUCAGUUCACAGCCGGCAGAGGUCGACGCAAUGGCAGUAUUAACAAGGACGACGUGGAGAUGAUUACGGAACCGUUGUACGCCGACUUGGACGAGCAGGGAAACUCAGUCAUCCACCCGGGCUUCUCUUCAUGGCUAUCAGCUCUGCCUGAUCCCAUCAGCCCGAUUGAGAGGUACCAGCGCGAGUUGAAGUCGUACCCCACGGGAAUUGUGCGGCUGGCCAAGCGACGGAGAGAUGAGUUUGAAGGCGGCAAUGGUGGCAAGUCUGCCCACGCUUUCUACGUGGGGGAUCGGCCGGGAACUCCAGCAGAUGGGGCUGUUCAUCAAACUGAUCGUGCAAAGACUCCGGGAGAGCAUUUGAAAUACAUCGGGCCUCUCAACUCGGCUCACGACAAAAGAGAGCGGCCUCCGGUGGUGCACUACUCUUUGCCACGUGAGGCCGAUGCCCAGCGUCGCGUUGCUUGGCACAAGCAACAGCAACAGGAGAGCCAGGCACACCAGCAACGGAAACAGCCCUCCCAGGAAAAGCCUCACAAAAAACUGCAGAAGAAGCAACCCGGGCAGCUGUCAAUGGAUUUUGACAACGACAAUGAUGAAAACAAGCACCCCCAAGAGCCACCUAGAAAGCUGGCACGCCUCGAUAUCCUCACAAGAGCUUUUUCUAGGCGCAGCCGCAAAAGUUCGACAGCAAGUAACCGCCCCGAUGGACCCGAUCUGGAACGCCCGGGAACGUCCCUGGGUGAUGUCUUUUUUUCAUCACGUCGACGUUCCGCCUUUCAAGGCGGCGCCGAUACGAGCCCGCGGCGACUGAGUCUCAAUAUCAAUAAGCUUACGGAGCCGGAUCGGUCAGGUACACCAAAUGGGGCUAGCCACCGGACAAUCCAUGGCCUGUCAUCGCGCUUAAGCUCAAUGUUCACCCUCGAGGGGCCUCCGCCAAUGGAGGAUGACCGCCCCAGGGUUCUGAGCCCACAGGACACCCAGUGCGGAGACUACCGCAUGCAGAUUGCUCUUGUCGGCGAUGCGACUGUAGGAAAGAGCAGCUUGAUCAAACAAUUUAUCACGGCACACUUUGACAAGGAGUACAACCCCACCAACAAAGACCUGCACUCAGUUCUUCUCCCAUGCGGAGGAGGUACCUCCUGCCGCCUCGAGCUACACGACUGUGGUGGCGGUCAGGAAGAGAGUGACAUUAGUUAUCUUGCCCAGAGUUGGUGGGACGCAAUUGUCAUCUGCUAUUCGAUUGGCGAUUCGGCCUCGCUGUCUUCCUGUACAACUCGUUGGAUAGAUGAAGCUCGCAAAAACGCCGAGGGAGUACCGGUAUUUCUUGCAGGCCUAAAGAGUGACCGUCGAAGGCCUCAUCUUGAACUUGCAUUUAUCCCGGAGUGCAAGAUUGUUUCACGCUAUGAUGGCGAAGAGGCGGCAAGAGCUAUUGGUGCCGAAAGAUACCUGGAAUGCUCUGCCAAAAAUCGCGAAGGUGUUGAAAACCUUUUCAAAGCUGUGGUAAACAGCUCUCUGCCACGAGUAAUCGAGAACACCCGACGCGCUUCAGAUCGACACCAUAUCUACAAGCCGAAAGCCGAUAUACUCUACGGAACCGGACGCAAGAUCAAAGACUUCAUUCGCACAGCCAGGGAUGACAGGCCUAGCACAGCAUAGACCUUCUGCGUCUUCAUUAAGCCCAGCCACGUGUAAAACUGUUUAAGUAUGUCGGGAUGGGGUGGGUAGACAUCUUGCACGCCUAUGACAUCACACCACCUUCCUGUACUCCAGGAAGUCGAGCUAGCGAAAGCUCAGGAGUCCGCGCUUUGUAGCCUCCUUUGGCUGAUAACAUGUCCUCACAUCGGCUUCAUCAAACUCUCGAGACGUAGUCUCGUGUAAAUCUUUCAGCAAACUCAGCCGGGCGCCAACUCUUCCUACCCCUUUUGCUGAAUUCAGAAGAGAGAUUUCUUUGGGUCUCUUGUUUGUCUGCAUAUUGGUCCGUUUGGAAGGGAGUAAGUCUUCCGGAUUGUUCACUAUAAAAGAACGUAUAAAAACUGUGGUAGACGCUCAGUCAAGAGCCUACUUUUCUCUGAUACUGGUGUUAUAUGAGGGGAUCCCGGAUAUGUUAAAAUGGAGCCUGCUGCACACUAAUAGUAAAUCCUAGGUACCAGUCCAAAAUUUCACGGGAAAUAAAUGGUG